This is a messenger RNA of Amoebophrya sp. A25, 678 nucleotides long. NCBI's taxonomy places the organism in Eukaryota, Dinophyceae, Syndiniales, Amoebophryaceae. The record is from the annotation of a GenBank genome assembly.
GCUGCGCUUUUGCGUGCUACCUAAUAUGAGGGCAUGGGCUUGCGCCUUGUUUUUGAAGCGGGGCCCGUUGCUCUCGCUGUGCGGCUGUGGUAGGGCUUUCUUGGGGCUCGAGUGCUGUGAAGGCAUGGCCCUGCCCUCUACUUGGUGCUGGCAGUCUGUCAUUCGUGGGCUGCCAGCAGCGUGGUUGCGGUCAGGAAUCCACGGUCUUGCCCUUUUGUGGCUUCUAGCGUUCGGGCCCGUCUGGUUUAUAGUGUUUUCCACGGAAGAACUACAACAACAACUAGGAGCAGAUCUUGCUUGUUGUCUACAAGUAUUUUUCUUGGUUGUUAGUCUGACUUGUCUCAGGCGGGACGCGUGGGGAAGAUCUACUAGUUUCUAAACCCAGACUUUUUCCAUUUCACGCUGGUCCGUCGGUGUCUGAAUUACUGGCUGAUGGAUCGUUUUUCCUUCGCGUCUUACUGGCUGGCCGUGUCAAUGCUAUGAAGAGUAGUCACUGUACUUACAACAUAUCUGAGGAUGGGUUAAAGCUAGAGGAAAAGGGCUUCUUUUUAGUAAAAUCCUCUCGCCUUUGCGUCUACCUCUACGCCCUUUUCGUUUUUUUUCAGAUUUUCUUUCUUAGUGGGGUUUCUGACGUGGCAACGCCCUCACUUUUCUAGUACGCACAGCGCGAUGUGGCUU